Molecule: messenger RNA, 1295 nt
Organism: Mycena citricolor
Lineage: Eukaryota; Fungi; Basidiomycota; Agaricomycetes; Agaricales; Mycenaceae
Source: the annotation of a GenBank genome assembly
CUCGAUUCCAUCUGGGUGCGACCAUGGCCCCCUCUCACCCUGCCGUAUUCACUACACAGACACCUUAUCCACUUCCACCACAAAAGUUUAUGAUUCCUUCAACAUGGUCUCGCUACCAGUUGUCUCAACUCAUCAACAAGGCUCUCGCGUUAGCGCAACCGAUUCCCUUCGACUUUCUACUGCACGGUGAUAUCUUGAAAACGAGGUUAAGUGACUGGUGCUCUCAGAAUGGAGUCGGAGAGGAAGAAACACUGGAGAUCGAGUAUAUAGAAUCUGUUUUACCACCGCAGAAAAUAUCUGACCUGCCCCAUGAUGAUUGGGUGUCUUCCGUCUCUUGUCGAUUUGAGCAGCUGUUUGUAACCGCGUCCUACGAUGGCAGUCUGCGCGCAUUCGACUAUUCUCAGACGCAAACAUGGAGCAGCCCAGUUCAUGCUGCACCAAUCACAGCCUUCUGCGCUGUUUCCUCGACCUCCUCCGGAAGUCACAUAAUUGCUACUGCUUCGCAUGACCUCACUGCUCAACUAAACGAAGUUUCUUUCGGCACACCAGAGAACACCAAACGCUUAGCAUCCUUACAUCUCCACACGGCACCUCUUUCAGCGAUCACUUGUAAUCUAUCUGGAACACAGCUGCUGACAGCGUCUUGGGACAGCCUCGUCGGUCUAUGGGAUACUCGAAUUCCAGACGAGGACGAGGUUCCCGAAGCUGCUACUGGCGAUCGCAAGAAAAGGAGAAAGGUGCAAGAGGAGAGGCCCAAGCGCAAGGCCCCGCUGAUGGUGCUGAAAUCACAUACUGCCCGGGUCUCUGCCGUUAUUUUCGCGUCAGAAGGCGAAGGCGCCAUCAGUUGCGGAUUGGAUUCGACUGUGCGAUCUUGGGAUCUCGAGCACGGAGUCUCAACGAAUACACUGACUUUGUCGGAACGCCCAUUUGUGUCCAUGUGCUCUGGGCCUGCGUUUUCCCCCAGAACUGUGCUCGCGGCGUCGACCGAUCGAACGAUAACCCAGUACGAUUGUCGAGAGACGCAAUCCAUCGCGUCUCUGACUCUGACGCAUCCGACCACUCCUUCAUGCGUCGUGUCGGCACCCAGCCAUCCGCACCAAGUCCUAAGCGGAGCUUACGACGGCGUUGCGCGCAUAUGGGAUCUCCGCAGUGUCAAGGGGGCAACACCAGUUGCAAGUUUCAAGGCUUGGGAGGACAAGAAGAUCUUAGAUGUCAGUUGGAAAACGGGCGGCAUCGUGGCGAUUGGAGGAGGAGGCGGUUUGUCGAUAUGGAAGGUGGGAGAAGAACAGCUGUGA